Messenger RNA from Dujonia railenensis, 1083 nucleotides. The record is from the annotation of a GenBank genome assembly. NCBI's taxonomy places the organism in Eukaryota, Fungi, Ascomycota, Pichiomycetes, Serinales, Debaryomycetaceae.
AUGUCAGUCUACGACGUCCUCAAAACUAAGUCCGGUGUUAUCUACGGUGACGAUGUCCGUCAACUCUUCUUGCACGCUCAAAAGCACGGCUACGCUAUCCCAUCUAUUAACGUUACUUCAUCAUCCACUGUUGUUGCUGCUUUAGAAGCCGCCAGAGACUCCAAGGCUCCAAUUAUCUUACAAACUUCUCAAGGUGGUGCUGCAUACUUUGCUGGUAAGGGUGUCAAGAACGGUAACCAGGAAGCUUCCAUUGCUGGUGCCAUUGCUGCUGCCCACUACAUCAGAGCAAUUGCCCCAACCUACGGUAUCCCAGUUGUCUUACACACUGAUCACUGUGCCAAGAAGUUAUUACCAUGGUUCGAUGGUAUGCUUGAAGCUGACGAAGAAUGGUUCGCCAAGAGCGGUACCCCAUUGUUCUCCUCCCACAUGUUGGAUCUUUCUGAAGAAACCGAUGACGAAAACAUUGCUACUUGUGCCAAGUACUUCAAGAGAAUGGCCAAGAUGGGUCAAUGGUUAGAAAUGGAAAUCGGUAUCACCGGUGGUGAAGAAGAUGGUGUUAACAACGAACACGUUUCCAAGGACUCCCUUUACACUGCCCCAGAAACCGUUUUCGCUGUCCACGAAGCUUUGUACCCAAUCUCCCCAGAUUUCUCCAUUGCUGCUGCCUUCGGUAACGUUCACGGUGUUUACAAGCCAGGUAACGUCCAAUUGAAGCCAUCUAUCCUUGGUGAACAUCAAAAGUACGCACAAGAAAAGACCGGUUUUGAAUACAAACACCCAUUAUUCCUUGUCUUCCACGGUGGUUCAGGUUCCUCCCAAGCUGAAUUCGAUGAAGCCAUCAAGAAUGGUGUCGUCAAGGUUAACUUGGAUACCGAUUGUCAAUACGCUUACCUUACCGGUAUUCGUGACUACGUCUUAAACAAGAAGGAUUACAUCUUGAGUCAAGUUGGUAACCCAGAAGGUGAAGACAAACCAAACAAGAAGUACUUCGACCCAAGAGUCUGGGUCAGAGAAGGUGAAAAGACCAUGUCUGCUAGAAUCACCGAAGCUUUGGACAUCUUCCACACCAAGAACACCGUCUAA